Molecule: messenger RNA, 9900 nt
Organism: Brassica rapa (field mustard)
Lineage: Eukaryota; Viridiplantae; Streptophyta; Magnoliopsida; Brassicales; Brassicaceae
Source: RefSeq, a predicted model, not a curated record
CAAAAAAAAAAUUCAAACUAAUAGAAGUAUUUUUUAUAUAUCUAUCUAUUUUCUUAGAAGAUUACACAAAAUAAUUGAGAAACAUAAAUUGAUAUAUGUUCAAUUGACUAAAAAUACUUUAUAAUUAGUAUUAUUGAAGUGUUUUAUUUAUUUUUCAUAUAUUUUGUUGACUAUAAUAACUUCCAAUUACAUCAAAAACAAAAUCGAUAAAUUAUAUUUUACUUAUAUAAUAUUAUUUUCAAAUAAAAUCACAAUUUUGUGUACUGCUUAUUUUUAAGAGAUAUUGAAAACAAAAAAAAAACAAAUAAUUUCAAAAUAGAUAUAUUAUAUGUUAUCAUAUUUAAGUUAUUUGUUUUCUUAAUAUUAAAUUUUCUUUUAAAGUUUAUGUUUGUAGAACUUAAUAUAACCAUAAUCAAAAUACCAAAGCAAAUCUGAAUUCUCAUUUUUAAUAUUAUUUUAAAUAAAUUUUAGUUUCCAUUAAAUAAAUCAAAGGCAUAAAGUUAUUUAGAGUUUAUAAAAUAUUUUAAUUAUUGUAAAUAUUAAUAUGUGUUCAUGAGCUUCCAAAAAUGUAUCACCUACUUAUGUAUGUAACUUCCUAUUGAGCAUCACUUCAUUUUAUAAUAUAUUUUUAAAAACAUCAAUAUAUAAUUUGAUAAAUAUUUUGAAAAUACAUGCACGUUUAAACGAUAAAUAAAAUUAAUUUGAUUUGUCUUGAUUAUAAUAAAAAAUAAAAAUAUAUCAUUUUAAUUUGAAAGAAUAACAGUAACUCAAUAUACUCACAACAUGAGUGAUUCGACUAAUCUAAUUUGUAUCUAAAAUCAUAGAUUUACCUACAAUAAGAAUAUAUAAUUUUAUGAGAGUAGUAAUUUAUUUUAUAAAUAGAAAUCAUAGAACAACUCAAAACAUAUUAAAAUAAAAAUAAAAUAUUAAACAAUUGUUACAAUUUAGUUAUUUUCUAAAAUUUAUAUAUAUGCAUGAGACUUCAGAAUAUUAUCGUUAUAUUUAAUUUAUGUAAAUUGGAAUCAGACACUUUAGUUUAUUUUAUUUUUUUAGUCUAAGCACAAAAUAUUUGAAGUUAUACAUAAUCUUCAUAAAAUAUAUUUACAUAUUUAAGACAAUAACCACCUAAAUGCAAAUAAGAAAUUAAUCAAAAUUUUAAUAUAUUUAGAAUAAAAAAUAUUAUAGUUGAAUUCAGAGAUGCAAUCCAAAUUACGCAAAUGAUAACUAAAUUGAUUGUAAAAACAACAAAAUCGAUUAAAUAUAACAUAUAUAAAAUCAUAUGUAUUAUUAAAAUAAUAUAAUAUUAUAAAUAUAAAUGAUGCAUACAAAUUAUAAAUUAAUUUAAAAUUAAAAGUAAAUAACAAUCAAUUAUUAUAGUAUAUUUAUUUCAAAAACAUUUAUACCCGUGUAUGAGCACGGAAAAAUUACCUAGUAAUCUAUUAAAAUCGAAGUAUAAUUAAUAUUUAACUGAUUUUUCUUAAUAUUUACCAUUACAUGCCACUGAGCAUAAAAUAUGGUAGUUUUGUUACAUUCCUAAACAAGACUAAUUAAAUUUACGGAUUUAACCUUAAACAAAUAUUAUUUUAAUAAGGUCAUCAAUUUUUUUUGAUGAAAUGUUAAAUUUAUUGAUCAUCAUGGAAAAGAAUAGUUAUGUACAAAAUGAAUCUAGAAACUCAAAAACUUUGCUCUUUGUCUCUGUCCUUAUCCAAUAUGGGUCUCAAACCAUCGCUGCAUCAGUCUCGUUAAUCUUCUCUUCUCAUAGUAUCGAGUUGACAUAAUCCUCUGUUUUAUAGUCUUCUCUAUCACCCUGGCAAGCUGGUUUGCUGGUCUACUCCGUUGUGUGUCGUCUCUCGUUACGUUCCCGUCAAAUGUAAUAUAUAGUAACUUGUAAUGCUAGCCUCAGGAGAAUAGAAACAAGCCUAUCAUGUGUUGAGUGGAGAAUCCGAGCCAGAAUUUCAUUCUAGUCAGGUGAUGGCGCCGGUCGGAGUAAAGAUCCAAUAAUCUGCAACCAUAAGCCAUAUGUGUAUGGGCAAUCAAAAAACAAAUGGUCUCUUGAUUCUUCUGGUUCUCCACAGAAAGUGCAGCCCUGUAUUACUCCCCAAGUUCACAUUCUGGAUCCAGUAGAGAGUCGAUCUUUAACAGUUAGCCAGGUUACAAAAGCAUAUCUGGCACACCUUGUUUAAACCAAAUCAGCUUUGGCCAGGGAACCUUAGUAUUUUGGGCGCGCACCAUGUUCCAAGUAUUGUAGGCUGAUAAUUCUGAUCCAUACUCUACAUCUCAUGGCUUCCAUUUCACAACAUCAUCCACAUUUGGCAUCAAUAACAGUGGCUUUGCCUUUAUCUGCGCAAGCACUUGCUCUAUACUGCUAUCUCUUGAGUUCUGAAAUCUCCACUGAUCAUUGACUAAGACAUCAGCAAUCUUUGCAUUGCGGACUAUGCUCAGCUUCUGAGUUCCCGCUCACCAAUUACUUCAAUCAAGUGCCCGAUAGGAAGCCAUAUAUCAGUCCAGAAUCCAACAGUUUUGCCAUUUCGAACUUCCAUACACAGAAACUGCUUGGCAGAUGGUCUCAGCUGGAGGAGCUUCUUCCAAAUCCAUGAGCCCACUGCCCCUACCCGAGCAUCCCGAAAGGACUCCCCGUGUAGUAUAAUCUGCUUCACCCAUUGAACCCAGAGGGAGGUUGAGUUGUUGAAAAGAUGCCAUAUCAAUUUCAGAUCAAACACCGCAGAUACAUCCUUUAUUCUACGAAUCCCGAGACCUCCUUCAUCCUUUAGUUUACAAACCUCCUCCCAUGCGAUCUUUGACUUAGAAGAGAUAUUGGGUGAGCCGCUCCACAUAAAUGCCGAACACAUACACUCAAUCUCAUCAAUGCAGCCCUGAGGAAGACUAAACAGCUAUAUUUACGUAGUUUCAGAUGAUUUGUAUUAUAAUGAUAAAUCCAUUGUUAUUCAAAUGAAGAUUUUAAAAACUAUUUUAAAAUCCAGUGUUAUUGAAUUUGUCAUUUUAUAAAGCACUUUGAUAUCUACUGUUAUUGAAGAAAAUUUAAAUUGGUGAUUUUAGAGUGUUUUAAAUGUCUUAAAGGUGUUUGAGAAGGAUUUCUUAGUUGUAAAAAUUCAAAUUCCAUGGUUUUAGAUGAAAUUGUAAGAAUUGUUUAAUAAAAAUCACAUUAAAUUAUAAUAUUCACCUAAACUCAUCUAAAAACUCACUAAAAUCAAAUCACUUUAAAUUUCAGAUUCAAUACACCUCCUCCCAUGCCGUUCUUCUCAAUCUAUGAUUUUUCUUUUGUCUAAAUUAUAGCUGAAAAAAAUCAUUUACAUCCAACAUGUUGAUGUUGUGUGUAUUUUCUCUUCCGUAUAUUCAAGGUUAGUGGACUACAAUAAUUAGAUUAUCUUAUUUAUUAUUGGAUUCGGAUUGAUUCUCCAACUCGAUAAUCCAGCCCAUUUUAUAAUUGCUAAUCUUUCAAGGAAAAGCCAACUCGAUAAUCCAGCCCAUUUAAUAAUUGCUAAUCUUUCAAGGAAAAGCUAACUCGAUUAUUUUCCACAAACGUACACACGUAGAGAACAUAUUGAUCUUGAUUGUUCAGAAAAGCCGUGUGUACUUAUUCAUAUAUAUAGCUUGUGAAUAUCUUCACUACCGAUUUGUUUUAAAGGUAGACGUAUAUAUCUUUAGUCUCCGACCAUCUUAAUAUGAUUUAAUCUCACGCCGACAAAAAAAUGAUUAUCUCACAAGUGUCUCGUAAGAUCAGCUAGUUCGACGUUUAGAUCAACAUCUUGUUUAGUCAUAUAAAACACACGUUAUGAAUCUAUUUAAACCAACAACGUAGAAACCCUUGCUCAUGUGUUGUUCCUUUCUAACAUAAAAUGUCACCCCUAAACAACGAUAAAAAAUGUAAAGCUCGUGUAACAUAGUGGAAACGCACCAACACGCAACCUCUUCGAGGAAUCCUCAACAAAGCAAACACGUUGAAAAAAAAAGUCAAUAUAUUCUCUUGCCAUUUGGCUUGAUGUCGGUUUGGCAAAGCCACACGUACAUAAUGUAACAUAGCUUCAUGACUAAUCAAUCCCAAAGUAUUCCCUUUAUGUUGAUCCGUCAUCACUUCCACAUUAUUGUCGUCAUUAUCCUUUUAGUUUGGUAAUCAAUAUUUUAUGAUUAAACGUGACAUGUACUAUUUCCAUUAUUCUCCAACACACAAAAAAACACAUUUCUGAAUUAAUAAUCAGAAACAUUAGUACUCUUGGACCCUCUUUGAUUAACCGUUAAACUAUCACUUUAGCAAAACCUCCUCGUCAUUACUUUGGUUUCGUUUUUUAUAUAAAUACGUUAACUAGCUUUCUAGUUUCUCUAACUUAAUUUAGUUUGUUUCUUGUUUUCUAAUUUUUUAACAUAUCACAGUUAUUAUUCCACAAGGUCAUGUCAGAAAAUUAUAUUGCAACCCCUAAACAUGAAAAGAACCCUAGACUUGAAAAUGGUAUAGUGAAACUUGGGCACAUUGUGUUCUAGAGUCAACAAUGAGUGAAUACUUUUUUCAUAUUGCUAUUGAACCUAAUGUGAAGUAUUUAUUUGUCUCCUGAAGUUAUUAUAUUUCAUUGAAACAAUGAGAAAACAAAAUUAAAAUACCCAAUAUGAUUUGUGAAAAUCACAAAACAAUCGAUUAAUGAAAACAUUUUUCUUACAACCCGGAAGCAUCGACAUUUUUACUAGUUAAGACAUUAACAUUGGUCAAUCAUUAAUGAGUUUACAGUAAUUUGUAGUGAUAAACUCCAAACACAACAAUCAAAGAAGACUUUCUUCUUUUUUUUUCAAAUAACUAAUAUAUUUUAUUUUAUUUUCUUAGAGAAAACUUAACAUGAAGAAAAAUAGUUAAAAUUAUAUUUUAGAUUAUAUUUUAACAUAAGGAUUAAUUAAACUAAAUUAAGUUUUAACAUAAGGAUUUAUAAAAGUAAAGUUUUAACAUAAGGAUUUAUAAAAGUAAAGUAUUGGUUUUAUUUGUAACACACGGAUUAAUCAAGUUAAAGUACAGACUGAAGACCCAAACCAAAGAUCUUUAAUAUUCAGUUUGGUCGUUUACAUAAACACAUGUCAUAAACUCAUUGGUUAACACGAAAAGAAAGUCUCACGUGUAAUAACGCGAAAGCUAAAAAAGCUUUCUAAAAAUCUCUCCACCAUUUUACCAAACAAAGCGCCCCUCGCUUCCUUCCUUCAACCUCUUCGCUCCCUCUCUCUCUACACAAAGCAAAGCUACCAUCUUCUCUCUCUCCACCUCCUCUGUUCAGACACAGAGCAUCUCCAAACCUCUGUUCUGUCUCUUCGUCGCAAAUUUUGAAUUCGAAAUUUUAUAGAGACGCAACGGUUAAGAUUGGUGUAAUAAUGCCUUCGCUCAUCUCCGCCUGAUUCUGAAUCCAAUCCAAAUGGUGAGAUUCCAUCUCCGUUUCGCCUUAUUCAUCAUCCUCAUCGUUUCCACAAAUCCGAAUUUAUUCAACGGAGAAUACAAUCCGCCGACACCUUCUCCGGCGCCGGAGCCUCACCCUGAUGACGAAUCGUCCGUUUCAUGUGUCGAUGACUUAGGAGGCGUUGGCUCAUUGGAUUCCACGUGUAAGCUCGUCGCCGAUUUGAAUCUCACACGUGACUGUUACAUCUCCGGUAAGGGAAACCUCCACGUGUUGCCCGGCGUGAGAUUGGUCUGUCAGUUUCCGGGAUGUUCGAUCACGGUCAACAUCUCCGGGAACUUCUCAUUGGCCGAGAACUCGACGGUUGUCGCCGGUGCCUUCCGUCUCGCGGCGGAGAACGCUGAUUUCGCGGUUGGCUCGGCGGUGGACACGACCGGAUUGGCUGGGGAACCGCCGGAGGAGGCGAGCGGUACGCCGGUGGGAGUCGAAGGAGCUGGCGGGGGAUACGGCGGAAGAGGUGCAUGCUGCUUGGCCGAUACGACGGCGAAGGUUCCGGAGGAUGUGUGGGGCGGCGACGUGUACGGUUGGUCGUCUCUUGAGAAGCCGGAGGUUUAUGGGAGCAGAGGUGGGUCCACGAGCAAUGAGGUUGAUUACGGUGGAGGUGGCGGCGGAAAGGUGGCGAUGGAGGUGGUAGGGUGUGUGGGGCUAAACGGCAGCGUUUUGGCUGAUGGGGCCAGUGGUGGAGUUAAAGGUGGUGGUGGGUCCGGCGGCAGCAUCUUCGUCUUGGCACAUAAAAUGGCAGGGAAUGGUCGUAUAAGUGCUUCUGGAGGUGAUGGUUAUGCUGGUGGAGGUGGUGGACGUGUAUCUGUCCAUAUAUUCAGCUGCCAUUCUGAUCCUAAAAUCUUUGUCCAUGGAGGUAGUAGUAUUGGUUGUCAAGAAAAUGCUGGAGCUGCUGGGACACUGUAUGAUGUUAUUUCAGAGAGGUUAACGAUAGACAACGAGAAUAAGACAACAUAUACAGACACUCUUCUCUUGGAGUUUCCUAACCAUCGCCUAUUCACUAAUUUGUAUAUCCAAAAUAUGGCUAAAGUUUCUGUUCCCUUGCGUUGGAGCCGUGUCCAGGUUCAAGGAUCAAUAAGUUUGUCAAACGGUGGAGAGUUGAACUUUGGUCUUCCUCGUUAUGCUUCUUCGGAAUUUGAGUUAUUUGCAGAGGAACUCUUGUUGAGCAAUUCUGCUAUCAAGGUGUUUGGGGCUUUAAGAAUGAAUGUCAAGGUGUUCUUGAUGUUGAAGUCAAGAAUGUUUAUUGAUGGUGGUGGUGUGACAAUUUUAGGAACUUCAAUGCUCGAAAUUAGUAACUUGUUAGUGCUCAAGGAGUCAUCAGUUAUACAAUCCAAUGGAAACCUUGGAGUACAUGGGCAGGGUCUGUUAAAUCUAACAGGCACAGGAGAUACAAUAGAAGCACAGCGUCUAAUUUUGUCUUUGUUUUAUAGCAUUCAGGUUGGAGCCGGAGCUGUUUUGCGUGGUCCUUUGCAAAAUUCAUCAUCUGGUGGCCUUACUCCAAAGCUUUACUGUCAACGUGAAGAUUGCCCUGUUGAGCUACUCCACCCGCCUGAGGAUUGCAACGUCAAUUCAUCUCUCCCAUUCACUCUUCAGAUUUGCCGUGUUGAGGAUAUAACUGUUGAAGGUCUAAUUAAAGGAUCGGUUGUCCAUUUCCAUCUGGCAAGAACCGUUGUUAUCCGCUCUUCUGGAACAAUAACUGCAGACGGGAUGGGAUGCAAAGGGGGAGUUGGGACAGGUAGGUUUCUGAGAAGCGGUGUUGGGAGUGGUGGUGGACAUGGUGGUAAAGGUGGAAGCGGGUGUUACAAUCAUACUUGCAUUGAGGGUGGUGAUUCUUACGGAAAUGUAGAUCUACCGUGUGAACUUGGCAGUGGAAGCGGAAAUGAAGAGUCAGAAGAUUCUGUUGCUGGUGGAGGAAUCAUUGUGAUUGGUUCGCUUGAGCACCCACUUUCAAGCUUAUCACUUGAGGGAUCGAUAACAACUGAUGGUGAAAGUCCCAGGAAGACACUGAAAGGCAUGAAUAAUUAUAGUAUAGGACCUGGUGGUGGUUCAGGUGGAACAGUGCUUUUGUUCUUGCGUACACUUGACAUAGCGAGGUCUGCGAUUCUAUCUAGUGCUGGAGGAAACGGUAGUCUAAAGGGAGGUGGUGGAGGAAGUGGUGGAAGGAUUCAUUUUCAUUGGUCAGACAUUCCAACUGGUGAUGUCUAUCAUCACAUUGCCAAUGUAGAGGGAAGCGUUUAUGUAAGAGGAGGGUUGGGUGCUAGUGAAGAAAACGUUGGAGAGGCAGGGACUUUAACUGGUAAAGCUUGUCCGCAAGGGCUCUAUGGUCUAUACUGCGAGGAAUGCCCAGCUGGAACUUAUAAGAAUGUUACAGGAUCUGAUGAAACUCUUUGUCAUCUUUGUCCGGCUACAGAGAUUCCCAAUCGUGCUGUUUAUGUCACUGUUCGAGGUGGUGUUGCGGAAACGCCAUGUCCAUACCAAUGCGUUUCGGAUAGAUACCACAUGCCACACUGUUAUACUACACUUGAAGAGUUAAUAUACACAUUUGGUGGACCCUGGCUGUUUGGCAUUCUUUUAGUAGUUGUGCUCCUUCUACUAGCACUUGUUUUCAGCGUUGCUCGAAUGAAAUUUAUUAGCGGCGAGGAGGUACACGGUGCUGCCGCAACUCAUCAUGGCUCUCAGAUUGAUCACUCAUUUCCAUUCCUCGAGUCAUUGAACGAGGUGAUGGAGACAAGCAGAGUGGAGGAAUCACAAGGACACAUGCAUAGGAUAUAUUUCUUAGGUCCUAAUACUUUCAGUGAACCUUGGCAUCUUUCUCAUACUCCCCCAGAGGAAAUAAAAGAGAUUGUGUAUGAGGCUGCUUUCAAUGGAUUUGUUGACGAGAUCAAUGCUAUAGCUGCAUACCAAUGGUGGGAGGGUGCUAUUUACGUAGUGCUUUCAGUUCUUGUCUAUCCUCUUGCAUGGUCAUGGCAGCAAUCACGAAGGAGGCUGAAAUUUCAGAAACUCCGUGAUUUUGUUCGAUCAGAAUAUGACCAUUCUUGUCUACGCUCAUGUCGUUCUAGAGCUUUAUACGAGGGGCUAAAGGUGGCUGCUAGUCCUGACUUAAUGCUAGCUCAUCUAGAUUUCUUCCUUGGCGGCGACGAGAAGAGAAACGAUCUUCCUCCUCCUGUUCAUCAAAGACUCCCAAUGCCUUUCGUUUUUGGAGGCGAUGGGAGUUACAUGGCCUAUUACUCACUCCAGAGUGAUGAGAUUCUCACCAGUCUUAUGAGUCAGGUGGUCUCGCCAACCACUUGGUACCGCUUUGUUGCUGGUCUGAACGCUCAGCUGCGCCUGGUUCAGCAAGGGAAGCUUAGGUCCACGUUUCGCUCGGUUAUGAGAUGGAUCGAAACUCACGGUAACCCUGCCUUGAGAAGACAUGGUGUGCGUGUUGACUUAGCUAGGUUCCAGGCUUCUCCUUCGUCGUCAUGUCAGUAUGGGAUCAUUGUUCACACCAUUGUAGAUGAAGUGGCAUCACCAACAGAACAGCAACCUUUCACACAAUAUCUAAGUAGCUCAGUCAUAGACAUUGGUAGCUUACAGUUUCUCAAAGAAGAAAAGGAUGUCCUGUCCUUCAUCUCCUUCUUGAUUCAUAACACGAAACCUGUUGGCCAUCAGGAUCUGGUUGGUUUGGUUAUCUCGGUGCUUCUCCUGGGAGAUGUAACUCUAAUGAUGCUCACGCUGCUUCAGCUCUACUCCAUAUCUAUGCUGGACGUUUUUCUCGCUUUGUUUGUUUUGCCUCUAAGCAUCGUUUUCCCGUUUCCUGCUGGUGUCAGCGCUUUGUUUAGCCACGGACCGAGGAGAUCUGCUGAACGCACUCGCGUUUAUGCGUUGUGGAACCUCACAUCCCUGGUCAAUGUUGUUGUUGCGUUUGUGUGUGGAUAUGUUCAUUACCAUGGCUCAUCAUCUGGAAAAAAGAUUCCUUAUCUCGAGCCGUGGAACAUUAGCAUGGACGAGAAUGAAUGGUGGAUAUUUCCGGUGGCUUUGUUCUUGUGCAAAGUGUUGCAGUCCCAGCUUGUGAACUGGCACGUUGCAAACCUUGAGAUACAAGAUUACUCCUUGUACAGUGAUGACUCCGAGCUGUUCUGGCAGUCAUAAACCAUAAUUUUAUCAUACAAAACACACGGUGAAGGGAGCUGGUUUUUUUAAAAAGGCGUCUUCUGGUGCACAAGAUUUUUCAGGUGAAUAUAUAUAUAUAUAGCUAACUAUUUGAUUCCCAAGCCAAGAUCCAUCUUGUGUGUGUUUUUUUAUUACUUUGAUGGAUCUUUCUGGGAUGUAUGUUUUGGUGUUUUAAAUGAUGUCUGUCUUCACCUACAAAGAUGGUUUUGGGAGAUCGUUUUAUGAAUUUAUAUGUUGUAAACAUUGGUUUGGUCUUUGUUUACAAAGAAGGAUCAGUGGAUAUGAAAUGGAUUGAGUUUAGGUA